AUGAUCUAAUUUGUGUGCCAAAAUUUAGACAAGUCUCAAUUUCCUCCAUCCCUCCACCAUUUGCACUACAAUUCCAUCUCUCUCACUCCACCAUGGGAGCCACCAUCUCCACCACCACAACCCCACUUUCCCAUCAAACCCUAACCCUAGUUCGCCACCAUCAACUCCGCCAUUUCGCAAAAUGGACGCCUUACAAACCCCUCCCUAAACCCAAACUCCAUCAAAAACUCCGAGCCAUCAAAACCCUAAAAUCCCACCUCCAAGAUUCCUACUUUAUCUCUCCUUUCCCCUGCCAUGGCUUCUCAGCCAACAAAUUCAAAACCUUAAAAACCCCUCUUCCUUCUGACCCAUCUGCUGCAAAGCUUGUUUUUGUGAAGAAUUCACUGGUUUCAAAGGCCUUUUCUGGGACCCAGUUUGAGGCAUUGGGGAGUUGUAUGAAGGGGAUGAAUUCUCUUCUCUUUGUUAAGAAGGAAGAUGCUGUGGGCCCUGUUAUGGGUGGUGUUAAAGCUGCUGUUAAAGAUGGAAAGAUGGAGUUUAAUGAUUUUCCUGGGGCUGUUGUUGGUGGUCAGCUUUAUGGACAUUUGGAUUUGGAGGUUUUCAGGAGUUCACCUUCUAAAAUGGAGUCCCAUGGGAUGCUUCUUGGCUCGCUUUUCGGGCCGUCUUCGACGUUGAUGGCACUUGUGGAAGGGUUUGCUGCUGGUGAUGCUGCGGCCGAUGCGGGUGCUUCUGAUGUUCCUGCUGAGGGUGAAAAUGUUGCUAAGGAUGUCCCUGCUCAGUGACAUUGCAAUAAUUGAGGACUUGGUGAUAUAAUUUUCUUGCAUAUUUCUUAAGAAACAGAGAACUUUUUGCAGGAGCAGAUGGUAAAAGAGUUGUAGCAAAAUUCUGGUGAGCAGGAUCUACUUUCAGUGGCAAUGCAAAGUGUUGGAUCCCUGUGUACUGUUAUUAUAGAUGGUUUCUACGAGAAAAGAAUUUGCAAAUUUAUGAUUCUUUUUAGGAUUUACAUUUCCUUUCUCAGAUAAAUGCGGGGUUGAUAUACAAAUUAGUUGCCUCAAUCCUGGAGUUCCUUUGUAACUUCUCUCUCAAAAGCAUACCAGAUCAAAAUGGCGGUCUUUAGCCAUUCAUUUCCUUUCUUA
Messenger RNA from Beta vulgaris subsp. vulgaris (sugar beet), 1133 nucleotides. RefSeq names its product 50S ribosomal protein L10, chloroplastic. Gene Ontology annotation, cellular component: large ribosomal subunit. NCBI's taxonomy places the organism in Eukaryota, Viridiplantae, Streptophyta, Magnoliopsida, Caryophyllales, Amaranthaceae. Bases 93 to 779 code for a protein of 228 amino acids. Gene Ontology annotation, biological process: translation. The record is from RefSeq and is a predicted model, not a curated record. Gene Ontology annotation, molecular function: structural constituent of ribosome. The transcript has 2 exons.